Capsicum annuum is the source of this 1974-nucleotide messenger RNA. RefSeq names its product aspartic proteinase 36. The record is from RefSeq and is a predicted model, not a curated record. The transcript is spliced from 10 exons. Gene Ontology annotation, biological process: proteolysis. Gene Ontology annotation, molecular function: aspartic-type endopeptidase activity. Lineage: Eukaryota; Viridiplantae; Streptophyta; Magnoliopsida; Solanales; Solanaceae. The coding region runs from base 57 to 1472 and encodes 471 amino acids.
AUAGCAAAAACAGAGCAUUUUUUUUUCCCUCUGUUCUUCUUCUCUUUGUUCUCAAAAUGGCUCUGCUUCUUCUUGUGUUUCUGUCGCUAAUAUCUACGGCAACAUCGGAAGGGGUGUUUCUGCCGUUAGAGAGGAGGUUUAACACCGAUGAAGUAGAAAUGAGGGAACUGAGAGCACGUGAUCGAAUAAGACAUGGAAGAAUGCUGCAGCAACAAUCUGGAGUUAUUGAUUUCCCACUACAAGGAUCAUCUAUUUCCAGGAUCUAUUAUACAAGAAUUCGGUUGGGUUCCCCUCCUAAGGAAUUCCACGUACAGAUAGAUACUGGAAGCGACGUUCUGUGGGUUAGUUGUAUCUCCUGUAAAGGUUGCCCAACACUUGGUGGAAUUGAUCAGAUUCAGUUGCAAUUCUUUGAUCCGUCAAGCUCGUCAACAGCUCGACUGAUCUCGUGUUCAGACCAAAGAUGUGCUCUUGGAGCACAAUAUUCUGACACAAAUUGUUCUGCUACAAAUCAAUGUGAAUACACAUUGCAAUACGAUGAUGGCAGUGAGACAUCUGGCUACUACAUAGCAGAUGAUAUGCAGUAUGAUAUAGUUGCUGGGAACUCUUCGAGCACAAACUCAUCUGCUCGUGUUAUGUUUGGAUGUAGCACAUCACAGACGGGUGGCCUAGCGAUGCUUGACAGCGCAACUGAUGGGAUCUUCGGACUUGGGCAGUAUGGCGUGCCGGUAAUCGCACAGCUUUCUGCCCAAGGAGUGAUCCCGCAUGUUUUCUCACAUUGCUUGAGAGGAAGCAAUGGUGGAGGUGGCAUUUUGGUGUUUGGUCAAAUUGUGGAGCCGACUUUGGUUUACACUCCACUUGUCCCUUCACAGCCGCAGUACAUGGUGAAUCUUGAGAGUAUUGCUGUCAAUGGACAGUCAUUGGCAAUCAGUCCUCAAGUAUUUAAAACAACGGGAGACAGGGGAACCAUGAUUGAUUCUGGAACGACUCUGGGAUACCUUGCUGAAGAAGCUUAUGAUAUUUUUGUUAAUGCUAUCACUAAGGCUGUUUCACAGCAUGUGCACCCUUUUGAUGGCCUGACUAACCAGUGCUAUCGAACCACCUCCAGAGUUAAUGAUAUAUUUCCCAUGGUGAGUUUGAACUUCGCUGGUGGUGCAGCAAUGAUAUUAAGGGCUGAGGACUACCUUAUAUGGAAAUACUCUCUUUAUGCUGAAACUGUCUGGUGCAUGGCCUUUCAGAAAAUUCCAGGCCAAGGAUUGACAAUUUUAGGAGACAUUGUUCUAGAGGACAAGAUUGUUGUUUAUGAUCUGGCUAGACAACGGAUUGGAUGGGCCAGUUACAAUUGUUCUCAGGCCGUCAAGGUUUCAGCUACCACGAGCAACGCCUGUGUUGCCAGCAUUAGUGUUUGGCACUUACUACUUGUUCUUGUAAUAAACUAUAGUGUUGCAGUUUCUAGGUGUUUUCUUUUACAUUAGUAGCCUCUUAAGGCAAUUUCCUAGUUCCACUUACUGUAGAUUCAUGUAGUGAUUACUGCCUUUGUAAAGUAGAUUCUGAACACUUGGGUAUAACAAUAUUCUCCAUAGUUGCAUUUGAUUUUGAAUGAAAAUUUUGUUAAACACUGCCAAAUUAUGUGUUCGGCUGAUGUCAAAAGUAUUUUUGUAUUGUAGCGAAACUUUUGUCGGGUAUUUCUUUUGAUAUAACUAUUUAGUAAAAUAUUUCUCUUUUUAUUUGUUUUGCAACUUAUGGAUCUUCUAGACCUCGGUCUACUGAGAAUGUUACAUGAAACGUUAGACGACAUGCUAAGUUAUUGCAAAGAGGGACUUCAGCCUCUGUUGUGAAUGUAAAAAGGGGAACAAAAUGAUGUUUAGUGUCUUGCCUUUGAAGGGAAAAGAGCAAAUAUAUUCCUCUUUAACUUUGCGAUUUAGAGUUGAUAUAUCUCCCCCAUUAAAAAGCGAGUCAUAUAUAUUCUUGCAGUCU